Molecule: messenger RNA, 2487 nt
Organism: Bactrocera oleae (olive fruit fly)
Lineage: Eukaryota; Metazoa; Arthropoda; Insecta; Diptera; Tephritidae
Source: RefSeq, a predicted model, not a curated record
ACUAUUUAUUAUUGCACAAAAGUUGCCACUUUUCCUUAACCGUCAAAGAUAGAGUUGAUGUUAUUUGUGUAAAUGAUAUUACAAAAUUUAUUGCAAAAUAGUAAAAUAUUUAAAUUUAAAAUAUAUAUAUAUAUACAUAUAUUAGAAAUAAGUUUCAUGUAUUUUAAUCUAUUAAAAUAUGUAGUCACAGAUCAUGAUAUACGUUCUCGUCACAGAAGGAAAUAGUUUGCGAGCUACUACGUUGACCAGCUGUUUAUUAAUUUAUUUAUCGUCCUGGAGUAAUGUGUUGAUUAACAACGUCAAUUGUUCAUUAAAGUAAUUAAGAAAUAAAUGUAAGGAAAUAGUUUUUAACAAAUACAUUAUCAAUUGGCAUACACAAAACAAAUCUUCUCCGCCACAUCAGCAUUGCAGUGCUCCACAGUCGGUAGCUAAGUAAGUAAUGUGCAAUAAAUUCGUAUAAUUGAUGAGACGGUUCAUUGGAAUAAAUUUUACAAUGAGGGUGCGCGUUUCCUAAUUUUUAUUAAAUUAAGCUCGAUUUGUAAGCUUAAUACAGUGCACAAAUGCAUUUCCUGGGGCGCGCUAAUCACACACAUAACCCGAGUUACAGUUCAGCCACACCAAUCCACAAUAAUUCUUACGAAUAUCGACAGCUUGAAAGCACCCCGCGCACGUCACAUCACACAAAUAUAUCUCAUUCACGUUCCGUGAUGUAUACACGCGAUUGGCGUUCAGCCCUACGUACACCACCUACAUACAGAAUUGGAAAUCGGACAUUACGAUUCAAUUUCCACUUUGCGCUAUUAAUCAUUUGUGCAAUUGUAUUAUGCUUCUUAUUUGCUUACGUUCGUACGGGAUCACAAUCUUCUUCUGAUGCAGCGUGGCUCAAAACCUAUAGUAGUUCUACACGUAGUAGUACAUCUGAUAAAACACCAAACAAUAGCGAUGCUGAGGUUUAUAUUGCUAAAUAUCCACUCACAGCUCCAUUUGUUGGGCAUGCCAACGAGGUAAUAUAUCGCAUAGCUAUAGUAGCCGAUUUGGACACCAAUUCGAAAGUUCUUAAAAAAGACGGAAGCACUGUAUGGCAAAGCCGUUUGAAAAAGGGACAUUUAACAUAUCGUAGAUCAAAACCAGAAAUUACAAUUAAAUGGAACGGCGGAGAACCUGUAAUAUUAGAAUCUAGCUUUUCUCUAAAAGGACGUGGCAUGGAAUUAUCGGAGCUCGUAACAUUUAAUGGAAGAUUACUUAGCUUCGACGACCGGACUGGUUUAGUUUAUGAUAUUACUAACGAUAAACCAAUUCCAUGGAUUAUAUUGCUUGAUGGAAAUGGGCGAAAUAGUAAGGGUUUCAAAGCAGAAUGGGCUACUGUAAAAGAUCAACAAUUAUAUGUUGGUUCGAUGGGCAAAGAGUGGACGACAAGUGCUGGAGAAUUUGAGAACGAAAAUCCAAUGUAUGUAAAGGUAAUAUCACCCAGUGGUGAAGUACGUUCAGUGGACUGGGCAUUCAAUUUUAAAUUCUUGCGUCAAGAAGCAAUGCAAAUAAAUUGGCCGGGUUAUAUGAUACACGAGAGUGGCGUCUGGUCAUCCGUGCAGAAGAAAUGGUAUUUCCUUCCAAGGCGCUGUUCACGUGAAAAAUACAACGAAACGCGGGAUGAGCAUAUGGGUUGUAAUUUGCUCAUAUCAGCAGAUGAACGUUUUACAAAUAUCAACACCGUCACACUGGACCCUUUAAACACUUCUCCAACACAUGGGUUUUCGAGUUUUAAAUUCGUGCCAAAUACUGAUGAUAAAAUAAUAGUUGCCACUAAAAGCGAAGAAUUAGACGGCAAGACAUCGACAUUUAUUACAGCUUUUGAUACAGAAGGGCACACGAUAUUACCGGAGCAACGUAUUGAUACAGAUUUGAAAUAUGAAGGCAUCGAAUUUAUCUAGUAUGUGGAAUGUAAAAAACUGCAAGCAGCAUGAAAUAGUAUUUGUUUUUUUACACUUAGAAAAAACUUGUAUUAAAAUACUUUGCCGAAAAAUGUUCAUACCAACAAGCGCUACUAAUGAAGCAGAAUCUGGGCCCAGUUGUAUAAAUACUAUAUUUUACGCAGUUAUUUAGAGUAUUUUUUGUUUGUAUUGUAUCUUAUGUUUUUUAUUUACCUUAGAAAACGCUUACUUUUAAUAUUAUUCUUAAGCAAUGCAAAUGCGUAUUUCUAAACUUUCAGUCCUAAGGUCAAAUAUGAUAAGUGCUACUUGUGUAUAAGAUUUCUCAAAAACAUAAGUAAAAAAUGUGAUCUAUCGUUACCAACUUACGCAUUAUUUUGUACAUAUUAGAACUAAGUAAAUAGUUAAAUAAGGUCAGAAUUUGCUACAUUAAUCCAAACAUACAAUAAUGCUCGGAAGUAAUAAAUAGAAAUGGCGUAUGCAAUAAAUUUAGGCACAGCGAAUUUUAGUUACAAAUUUAUAAAUAAAAAAUAAAUAAAAAAUUCAGAAAUAACGAAACUUA